Messenger RNA from Ustilaginoidea virens, 1008 nucleotides. RefSeq lists its product as uncharacterized. The transcript has a single exon. Gene Ontology annotation, biological process: DNA damage tolerance; double-strand break repair via homologous recombination. The record is from RefSeq and is a predicted model, not a curated record. Lineage: Eukaryota; Fungi; Ascomycota; Sordariomycetes; Hypocreales; Clavicipitaceae. Gene Ontology annotation, cellular component: Smc5-Smc6 complex; nucleus. Gene Ontology annotation, molecular function: ubiquitin-protein transferase activity. Bases 1 to 1008 code for a protein of 335 amino acids.
AUGGACUCCAUCCUCGGCACGGGCUACGACGACAGCCACCGAGCUUUCCUUCAAGUUCUGCUCGCCCGCGCCACCAUCACUUUCGAAGAAGCUCAACCCAUACUGGCCACCAUUUUGAACGCCGCCAGCGCGGACGGUUCCGAGUUUCGCCCCGAGCAAAUCACCCCAGACGUGUUUCAGCAAUACAUCGACGCAGCAUCGGAAGCCGCCUCUCUCUUCGACUAUGAAGUUCGCAGCAUCAGUCACCAGGUCACCAAGGAGCGCCUGUACGGGCUUGUGAACACGCAGUCAGACCCCCAGACCCAACUAGCCACGACCUUUAGUGCCGAGGAGCUGGCGUUCAUCAAGCGCGUCCUGGAUGCCAUGUUCGACAAGUACAACACCCCCCGUAUGGAGGUGCUCGCCAUUACCGAGAUGCAAGCCAUCAAACUCGCGAGACCGCCCCAGAGCCGAUACAGCCAGAUGGGCAUCGAGGCACCCUCGGAGACGGAAACGCCUUCCGACCAAGCAGCAGUCGUGGACCGCGGCUUGAAACACAGCGAAGUCGAAACCGUCAUGGGCAAUCUCGUGGAGGGAGGCUGGUUCGCCAAGAGCCGGGAGGGAUUCUACUCGCUCGCCCCAAGGGCAUUGUUGGAGCUGAGGCCCUGGCUGCUUGACACGUACAACGAGGAGGCUUUCGCGGACGAGUGGCAGAGGAUCAAGCUCUGCGAGGCGUGCAAAGAUAUCAUCACGAUUGGCUUGCGGUGUUCGGAACCGCUCUGCAAUCUGCGGCUACAUGACGUUUGCGAGAAUGCCUUUUGGCGGACUCGCAGGUCCAAGAACUGCCCCAAGUGCCAGAAGGAGUGGACGGGGCAUCAUUAUAUUGGUGAGAAAGCCGUCACGAUGACCGAGGCGUACCAGCGGGGGAGGAGGCGGAGCGGUGGGAGAAGAAGCACGCUGGCGGAUGAGGUUAUCCAGCAGCAGACCGCGGAAGGGGAACAAGAAGACGAUGAGGACGACGAGCGCUGA